Capra hircus (goat) is the source of this 416-nucleotide messenger RNA. Its product is annotated as putative ATP-dependent RNA helicase TDRD12. The record is from RefSeq and is a predicted model, not a curated record. Gene Ontology annotation, biological process: transposable element silencing; germ-line stem cell division. Lineage: Eukaryota; Metazoa; Chordata; Mammalia; Artiodactyla; Bovidae.
AUUGAAGAUCCAGGUUGCUUCUGGGUUGUUAUAAAAGGAUGUAAUCCCUUUUUAGAUGAUGAAGUUGACUAUCAAAAACUAAAUAGUGCCAUGAAUGACUUCUAUAAUAGCAUGUGUCAAGAUAUAGAAAUAAAACCACUAAAGUUGGAAGAAGGGCAGGUUUGUGUGGUUUAUUGUCAGGAACUAAAGUGCUGGUGCAGGGCAGUUAUUAAGUCAAUCGUGUCUUCAGCAGACCAUUACCUCGCAGAGUGUUUCCUAGUGGAUUUUGCCAGAUACAUUCCAGUGAAAUCCAGAAACAUCCGAGUUGCCAUAGAAACUUUUAUGCGGCUUCCCUACAGAGCAAAAAAAUUCAGACUGUACUGCACAAAACCUGUCACAUUGCACAUUAACUUCUGUGAAGACAGUGCUGAAAUUGU